Molecule: messenger RNA, 2657 nt
Organism: Spinacia oleracea (spinach)
Lineage: Eukaryota; Viridiplantae; Streptophyta; Magnoliopsida; Caryophyllales; Amaranthaceae
Product: potassium channel AKT6-like
Exons: 12
Coding region: 174-2171 (665 amino acids)
Biological process (GO): transmembrane transport; potassium ion transport
Cellular component (GO): membrane
Molecular function (GO): voltage-gated potassium channel activity; protein binding
Source: RefSeq, a predicted model, not a curated record
AUAAAAUAAAAUUGAAAUGCAAAUCAAAAUCAAAAUCAAAAUCAAAAUCAAAAUCAAAAUCAAAAUAUGAAAUGAAAGAAUACCGGUUCACACAUUAAGGAAGGGGGAAAAAAAGUGAUUGGGAGAUCCGAGUAGUUUUGUGUAUGGAAGAAAUUUGAUUAGAGGUAAACACAAUGACUUACAGUCUCAACGGCGUCGUUCCCUCUUUGGGUGCUCGUACCGGUCGGAGCAUCGCCUUUGGCCGCUUCAUUGUCUCUCCUUUCGAUCCGCGCCAUAGAGCAUGGGAAGACUUUCUAGUAUUAUUGGUAUUCUAUACAGCAUGGGCAUCUCCAUUCGAAUUUGGUUUCCUAAGAAAACCAUCAAUUACAGGCCUUGCUAUUGCUGAUAACAUUGUCAAUGGAUUUUUCGCCAUUGAUAUCAUUUUGACCUUCUUUGUCGCUUAUCAUGAUAAAGAAACUUCCCUUCCAGUCGAGGAGAAAAAGAAGAUCGCGUGGAGGUACAUAAGAACUUGGUUUGUUCUCGAUUUCGUGUCGACAAUUCCUUAUGAGCUUGUAGUGAUCAUUCUCCCGGACAACAUCCAUGCCUAUGGACUUAACACUGUGCUCCGUCUUUGGCGCCUCAGUAAAGUCAAUAGAAUGUUUUCCAGAUUGGAGAAAGAUCGAAAGAUCAACUAUUUUUUCAUUCGAAUAUGUAAACUGAUUUGUGUGACAGUUUUCGUGGUACAUUUUGCUGCCUGUUUUUACUACCUCCUAGCUGUCAAUUACCCUAAUCCGAAAAAGACUUGGAUUGCUCUUUCAAUGGAAAACCUCGAGACUAAGAAUCUAGGGCAUUUGUAUGUAGUAUCCAUGUACUGGUCAAUGAGUACACUCACGAAAGUUGGCUAUGGUGAUUUUCAUCCUGUGAACGUAAGGGAGAUGAUCUUUGUCUUCUUUUACACGCUCUUCAGUCUUGGACUGUUUGCAUAUUGGAUAGCAAUUAUGACAAGCUUCGUGGGUGAUCGGAUCAACAGAGAUAUGAAUUUCAGAAACGAACUUCAAGCUGUUACAAAAUUUGCUGAAAGGAAUAGGCUUCCUGUUCGCCUCCAAGAUCAAAUGAUUAGUCACUUGUGUUUGAAGUACAGAGUUGAUUCAGAAGGGUUGCAGCAACAAGAGGUUCUUGAAUCCCUGCCUAAGGCAAUUAAAUCAAGUAUUUCACAUUAUCUCUUCUAUUCACUACUUGAUAAGGUGUACCUGUUUCGCGGUGUAUCAAAUGAUCUACUUUUCCAACUGGUUCCGGAGAUGGAAGCGGAGUACUUCUCUCCCAAUGAAGAUGUGAUUUUGCAAAGUGAAGUACCCACAUUUCUAUAUGUCCUAGUCCAUGGUGAAAUGGAGUUAAUCGUCCACAGAAAUGGAGUAGAAGAGGUUGUUAAAGAGGUUAAAUCAGGAGAUAUUUGCGGGGAGAUAGGUGUGCUUUGCUAUCGACCACAGCUGUGUACUGUUCGUACCAAGAGACUGUGCCAGCUAUUGCGUCUGGACCGUACAGUCCUUUUGAAUCUUGUUAAGGCAAAUGCUGCAGAUGGAGCAAUUAUCAUGAAUAAUCUAUUAGAGUAUUUGAGUCAACAGGGUGGUCCCUUCAUGCAAUCUACUGUCAGUGACAUCGAGAAAAUGAUAAGUCAAGGUCAAACAGGUUUGCCUCUUGGCUUAUGCUUUGCAGCUGCAAGAGGGGAUGAGUUGUUGUUGCAAUUCUUACUGAGACAAGGCUCCAAUCCAAAUGAGACGAGCACGAAAGACCGCACUGCUCUGCACAUUGUAGCUGCCAACGGAAAUGAAAAAUGUGUUGCUCUCUUAUUGAAAUUUGGGGCAGAUCCAAAUGUCAAAGAUUCAGACGGGAACGUUCCAUUAUGGGAUACAAUCAUGGGGAAGCAUCCGGAGACUAUGAUCGAGUUACUCAUAGACCAUGGUGCUACUCUAGAUUCUGACGAGGUACCUCAAUAUGCUUGCUAUGCCAUAGAACAAGAUAACCUAAAGCUGCUACAGGAUAUUGUCAAGUAUGGUGGAGAUGUAACAUUGCCCAAAAGCGAUGGAAUUACACCACUUCAGGCUGCAGUUACCAGUGGAAACGCCGCUAUUGUUAGGUUCUUGUUGGAGCAAGGUGAAUCAUCUGCUGUUCACAGUAGUACAAAAUGCCUGUAGUUUGGAAAGCAUUCUGCUGGAGUAACACUUGGAUGCCACAGAAAGAGUGAGGUUUUGAAGCUUGUCAGGUUGCCCAACACAAUUGAAGAACCACUUGAAAUUGGUGGCAAAGAAUUUGGAUGUUAUUGCAAUAAACUAGUCUCUGCACACGGAGCUGAAAUUGAUGAGAUCGAACUCAUUAGAGACGGCGAUCAACUUUCUCUACUAUGUGACAACAAAAACAAUGUGAUCCCAAGCUAGUACUAAUCAAUGCAUGUUCCACUAAUUAAGAAACUUUCUGAGCUUUAAUAUGUGUAUAUUUUUAUUUUUUUUUGAAUGGAAUGUACUCCAUAUAUAUCAUUAUUUGAAAUCUUUAGGAAAUUGGUGCCCGUCAUUCUCCGUGUAUAUAUGUACGAGGAACUUGAUUAGUUUGUUGGAUUGUGCUCAGUUGUGAUUUCUAUUAGUGAAUCGGCUUCCUUUUAUAGUAAGGUGAAAUUUAAAAGCUUA